AUGGUGAACACCCGACGCUCACAGGCUCGUGCUGUGGCAUCUGCCAGCGUGCUUAUGGUGGUGGCCCUCAUUUUCCAGCAAGGCAUAUGCUACUCCCCGAUUCGGGUCUACCACUAUACCAACAAGGCGGGCUACGAUGGCAUUGUGAGGAGUGAUGCCAUCCGGCCGUCUGACAUCAAGCAGGGGGAUGCGUACUAUGGGAGGGGCGUGUACUGCACGAAGCUCGAUCCCAGCACCCCAAUCUUUCAGGUUCUUACCAACAACUAUGGUCUAGAUGGUGGCUUCCACAACCGCGGAGCGGACAAGAUGGACAGAGCCGACUAUGUCUUUGUCUUUGAAGUGGACCUUGACAAGGACAAUGUCACAGUCGUCACUGACACGAAGGCGAGAUCCGUGUUGAUCAUCGGUGGAGGGCGGGACGUGAGUUUGGAGACGGCUCUGGAUUUUGGUAUGGCCCAAGUCGUUUCUGAUUCUCGGGAUUCUGAACAAGCUGACCAAGAGUUCGAACGCUGGCUGAGAUCUUUCUUUGAUUGGAGUGCUCACAAAAGGUUUUUGAACGUUGUCGCUCAUGUAUUGCUGAUGGAGAACUCAUCUUUGUCGUUGUCCUUCUUGCACAUGGGUCAGCUCGACUUUACGCGUUUCACAAGGCCGCGCUUUUUUGGACUACAAGGGGCCACCCCAGAACAACUGGCUGCGAAAUUCUCGUGGGUGGAGCGGACGGAUGACUGGGCUUGGUCCGCUGAUGGCAGCUUUGCCUUCCAUGACAGCUUUGUGUUGAACUUUACGGGCUUCGACUACGUGGUCAUGGUCGUCUGGAAGCAUGGCGAAAACGGCGAGAAGACGGUUUGCAGGUCUGUUCCCCGUCCCAUAGCCUUUAUUGGACCAUGGAUGGUAGAGAGGCGGGCAGAGUGGACCGAGCAGUUGCACAGGUUCACAUCUCUGGCGCCAAAGUGCAAGGCAGUGACGUUUUUCCGGCGCAUGUUGUACCUCAUCACCGACAAAGCCUGUUGA
Messenger RNA from Symbiodinium natans, 1011 nucleotides. The record is from the annotation of a GenBank genome assembly. NCBI's taxonomy places the organism in Eukaryota, Dinophyceae, Suessiales, Symbiodiniaceae.